CACUCCCACAUAACACAUAAAUAGACCUGAGGCACUCAGCUGCUGCAAAGUCCUCUGUCUGGUCAGAAAUAAAUGCAGCUAAAUUUAAAGUGACAUUUGUAUCUUUCUGCGGUGCCACUGAGAGAUCCAGGUCCAAGGUGCUUCCUGGAAGAUUAACAUUUAGACUGAGGAAGGGUUUUAUUUUUGGCAGCAGAAACUUGUGAACUUAAGAUAUGUAACAGAACUGCACCGAUCAGUGAGUGCGACUGGUUAAGUAGAGACAAUCUAAAUUAUCAAUAUCGCAGCAAUACUGUGGGCUCAUGAAACACCCCAACAAGCCUACAAAAAAACCAUCUCCAGAACCUUCUGGAUAACAGGGAUUAGCCUGGUGCCAUGCUUUAUGCAAGUUGUGGCCUAGAGAACUGAAGCUGACAACAGACGACAGAUGCCUAGUUUUCACAUUUAAAUUGAACUUACAGUCAUUGUACAGUAUUAUAGCAUAAAAAAUAAUAAACCCAUCCUUAAAUAUUUCAGAUCAGUCAAAUAAUUUUGUAAAUAAAAAUGGAAUUCAAAUUUGACAGUAAAAUGUUCCUAGCUAGUUUAUGGCCUGUGACAUAUAAUGAAACAUGACGAUACACCAGGCCACAUGGUUGCUAAAAGCUAAAAGGCCCGCCUCCUAUGGCCAGAUGUGUGUUCAGAUUGGCCUGGCCCAGCAGUGCCCCACACCACAUAAAGUGUAAUGAGAGCUUGGGCCGCAGACAGAAAUAGUGCAUCCCAAAGGACUCCUCAACGUCGCCUGUCUGGCUUGCUUUGCCGUGCUGGGUGCUCUGGGCACCGGGCCCUAUUUCCAACAUGGCUGGGCUUCUCUGCAGAACCAAGCGAAAGAAACAAGUGGAUGAGCACCUGGAAGAAGGCAAACAGGCCAUCAAUGCCCCACUUCUGGCCCCAAGAGUGGAUGCACUGCCUGAUAACACACUGCUUGAUGAUAACACAGAGAGGAGCAUGCUGGAUCCCAGCUCGAGGGAAAACCCCAAGUUUAAAGAACUGCAGAGGCUGCUGAUUGACUGGAUUAACAAUGAAUUGGUGGAGGAGAGGAUCAUUGUUAAGGACCUGGAAGAAGACCUGUAUGAUGGGCAGGUGCUACAGAAGCUGUUUGAGAAGCUGUCCCGAUGGAUGCUGAACAUGGCAGAGGUGACGCAGUCAGAGAUUGGUCAGAAGCAGAAGCUGAAAAUGGUUCUGGGAGCUGUGAACCAAUUGCUGAGGCCCCAUGGCUGGGACAUCGAUUGGAGUGUGGAUUCUGUCCAUUCCAAGAACCUGGUGGCUAUCGUGUCCCUGUUGGUGGCCCUGGCCAUGCACUUCCAGGCCCCCAUCCGCCUGCCGGAGCACGUCUCCGUACAGAUAGUGCUGGUCAAGAAAAGAGAUGGCAUACUACAGACAUCCCAUGUGACCAAGGAGAUAACUACUACCAAUGAAAUGAUGCUGAGGAAAUUUGAAAGAGAUGCAUUUGACACUCUGCUUGAUCAUGCCCCUGACAAGCUCAACGUAGUUAAGAUGUCUCUCAUCACAUUUGUGAAUAAACACCUGAACAAACUCAACCUCGAGGUGACGGAGCUGGAGUCACAGUUUGCAGAUGGGGUCUACCUGGUGCUGCUGAUGGGUCUACUGGAGGGGUACUUUGUGCCCCUGUACAACUUCUAUCUCACACCAGAGAACUUUGAACAGAAGGUGCACAACGUGGCCUUUGCCUUUGAGCUGAUGCAGGAUGCAGGACUCAAGAAGCCCAAAUCUCGCCCUGAAGAUGUUGUCAACAUAAUCUUGAAGUCCACUCUGAGGGUCCUCUACAACCUGUUCACCAACUACAGACACACAGAGUAAGCAUGAGCUAUUAGCACCCCACCCCCCUCCAUAAAAGGCUUAUCACCCCUGUCACAUGAUGGCCCAUCCUGGGGUGCCACGCAUUAUAAUACUGUCAGUCUCUGUCAGGCUUUUUACGGAACUGCAGAAAUGAUGCUUCUAUAGCCAAUGAGAUGCAUAAUCUCCUCCUACUGUGGGCAACACCCACUCUCUCAGUGCUGGUGUAGACAGUGACAAAUGAUCAGUCACAAUGGGGGGAAAAGGUAAAAUCCAUUUAGCCUGGAUGACAUGGGGGACUUUGGAAAAAAAAAACUGCUAAAAAUUAUUUGAAUAGUGGUUGGGCUUUCAGCACCUGCUUCACAAUCAUGAAUUUGUAUACUUAAAUUAUUAAGCAACCUGCCUAGGAGAGAAAUGCAGAAAAAAGGCUUAAAUUAAGAGGUUUGUUGCCAUUCAGCUUAGAAGCAUUAAAAAUCCAGAGUGUCUUAAGAAUAGAGUAAUAUUAAUAAGUUUACUUAAGCAUAUUGAAGACUUUUUUCACUGUUGAGCUGUGAACAAUCAAACCUGGUCUGAGUGGGGUUUUGAACUUAAUGUCUAAGCUGCUCUUAGUGUAUAUACUGUACACCCUUUUAUAGGCUUCCUUUAGCUAACUGCAAAUGUUUCUGAAGGCUUUGUUAUUGGGGGAGUGUCAGUUUUACAAAAGUAAUGCACUGCUACAUGUGUCCCACUUUCGCACUGUUGCACUUGUUUCCAAGAUUGUGUCAAAUGUCACAGUAGUGAGGUGGAUGUGGUUUCUGAAUGUUUUUUGUUCUUAUCACCACUGUUGAAUCAUUUAGGUUUUAACAUUGAGUGACAGUUGCAGGUAAUGUGGUCUGGAUAUUAAGUGGAUUUUAAAAGGUGUAAUGCGUCCUCUGUAGACCUGAAAGUCAUUUGUAACCUAUGAUUUGAACUGAAAAGCAUAAAUUCACGAUCAUCAUGGG
Molecule: messenger RNA, 2810 nt
Organism: Paramormyrops kingsleyae
Lineage: Eukaryota; Metazoa; Chordata; Actinopteri; Osteoglossiformes; Mormyridae
Product: beta-parvin-like
Biological process (GO): substrate adhesion-dependent cell spreading; lamellipodium assembly; establishment or maintenance of cell polarity regulating cell shape
Cellular component (GO): actin cytoskeleton; focal adhesion; lamellipodium
Molecular function (GO): actin binding
Source: RefSeq, a predicted model, not a curated record